CUGUGCCAUUCAAUCCAAAUUAUGGGAUUAUUUGAUAAAUUGGCAUGUUGGCUUGGUCUGAAAAAGAAAGAAGUUCAUGUUCUAUGCCUUGGAUUAGACAACAGUGGUAAAACAACAAUUAUCAACAAGUUAAAACCAUAUAAUGCUCAAGUUCAAGAUAUUGUUCCUACAAUAGGAUUCAGUAUAGAGAAUUUCAAAACAUCGAGGUAUUUAUCAUUUACUGUGUUUGAUAUGUCAGGUCAAGGUAGAUACAGAAAUCUCUGGGAACAUUAUUAUGGAGAUUGUCAGGCCAUUAUUUUUGUCAUUGAUAGCAGUGACAUACUAAGAAUGGUUGUGGCCAAGGAAGAACUUGACACUCUCUUGGCUCAUCCAGAUCUUAAACACCGCCGAAUACCAAUUUUGUUUUUUGCAAACAAGAUGGAUCUUAGAGAUGCUGUAUCCUCUGUUAAAGUCUCUCAUUUACUGACAUUAGAGAACAUCAAAGACAAGCCAUGGCAGAUCUGUGCUAGUGAUGCUCUUAAAGGAGAAGGAUUGCAAGAAGGUGUGGACUGGCUACAAGAUCAAAUUACACAAUCAGAUCCAAAUAAUGAAGACAUGAAAAGCUAAUAUGCUAAUGGAAAUAUUAAAUAUAAUUUAUAGAUACUGAAGGCCUCAGAGACAAAAACUUUAGGCCUGUGUGUUUUCUUGUGUUGGUUUUUAUAAAAGCCUUUAAAAAUAAAAUGGUAUUUUUGCUAA
This is a messenger RNA of Thamnophis sirtalis, 735 nucleotides long. Lineage: Eukaryota; Metazoa; Chordata; Lepidosauria; Squamata; Natricidae. The record is from RefSeq and is a predicted model, not a curated record.